UGUCGAUAUUGAUAAAAUCCGAUGACGCGAUUGCAGACGAAAAAAAAUUAUCUUUUAUCAAAAAUUGUGUUGACAGUUUGAAAAAAAAUUAAAAAAACAUAAAUAUUGUGAAAAAUGUCGGAUCCUUUACAAGAUCCCCCUGUGACCCCACAUAUUACACAGCUGAAAUUUGCUAAAUUACACAGUCCCAAAAUGAAAAGUGUUUAUUGGCGUCAUUUUGGUUUUCCCACAAAUGAAGAAAACUGCAUCAUAACAAAGCAAAACGUUGUGUGCAUUCUUUGCCAUAAGGUUUUAACCAAUCACGGCAAUACCACCAAUCUACGGGCCCAUCUCCAGUAUCGUCACAAGGAUGUCUUCAAUCAAAUCAUACAGGAGAAUGGCAUACAAGUGCCACCACGUAAACCUCAAACUAAAAUGAGUGUUAAUGGUGCAGGCGGCAUGAAAAUUAAACGUGAACCAGUAGAAAGGAAACCCAAAGUUAAGGUGGAAUACCACACGCCAAUGAUACACGACACAUAUUCAAAUGAUGCUUCUGUAAGUGGCAACGAUGACCAUUCUAUUCUGUAUGAAACAGUUGUUCCAAUGACUUAUGAAGAUGAUGACAUUGUGGAUAGUAAUCAUUUUACAAAAAUCGAAGUUAGCAGCGCCAACGAUGUAAAACCAACCUGUAGCGAGUUGUUGCAGAUGAGUAAUCGUAAUGUGGUGGAACGUACUAAAUAUCGUGUUAGUGGUGUUAAUAAUAUGGCCAGCGAUAUGAUGACCUUAGAUAAUUAUCAAUUGCAGGAGGCUCUAACAAAUUUGGUGAUCGAUGAUAUACGAAAUGUGGAGAGUUUGUUUGAUCCGAGUAUGGCGAAAUUUAUACGUACGUUAUCUGGUAAUGUACCAAUUCCUUCAAUGAAAAAGAUAGAAUUAUACAUAAAGGAAUUACAUAGUGAUAAAUAUACAACCCUAUCGGAUCAAAUUAAAGUUCAUUCACAAAUUAAGCCCUAUUCGUUGGGUUUCGAAAUGUGGGCUAAUGUUGAACAGAAGAACUUUUUAUCAAUAUUUUUCAACUACACCACUGAUGCGCCCGCAUAUAAUUUGGUAAAUCAAAUAUAUUGUACCAUAGAAUAUAAUAAAUUCACGGCAAUUGAUGCAAUAUUUGAAGAGUUUAAUUUGCAAAAUUGUACAGCGGCAAUAAUUAAUUGUGAUUAUGAUGAUUACUUAAAGCAUUUUUUAAAUAGAAAAGAUAUUCCGGUUAUAUUAUCCUAUGACGCAAUUGUUAACCAUUGUAUUAAAAAUGUAAUAGCAUUACCAGCCGUAGCCUCGAUUAUUGAGGAAAUCAAGGAUACAAUAAUGCGUUACAAUGUGGAAAUAACCUCCAAGGAUGUUGAAAUACCGCCAGUAAGUGAUGAAUAUCCUUGGACUUAUUAUGAAUUAUUAAAGUUUUUUUCGGAGACAUUAUUUUGGCCGGAAGAUUUGGAAGUUUUAGUGACCUCAGCUAAAGGCGUUUAUGACAUUCUAUGUACACUUUCUGUAACUUUAGAAACGUUAAAGGGAGAAGAUAUACCACUGAGCAGUAUGUUAUCGCCGAUUACUGCUAAGGUUUUAACGAAAAAACUAGCCAUACAUGAAAGUGAUGACGAUUUUGUGGAAAUUAUUAAAAGUACCAUUAGUAAUACAUUGCAUACAUUGGUUUUAUCGGAUAAUCACUUAACCAUUUCAGCAUUAUUAGAUCCUAGAUUUCAUCGUUUAAUAAACAUCAAUAAUCUAAGUAAUUGUGUUAAAAUUUUAACAACAAAAUACGAUAAAAUUAUCGAUUCGCAAGGUAUUUCACCAAAUGUUUCCUCCCCCAGAACUCAACAAAAUAGAGUGAAAUCUACAAAUACGAAUGUAAUAAAAAAAUCAAAUUUAGAAUUAUUUUUCGAUUUAACUGAAAGUCCUGUGGAACCACCAGUCGUGAAUUUGCCCAAUAGUGUUGAAACAGAUUUGAAACGUUAUCGCACUGAUGUCUAUUGUAGCCUUGAUGAAUCGCCGUUUUUGUGGUGGAAUCGUAUGGGUCAUAUGUAUGGCUCCUUAAAACAUUUAGCCCUUCAGUAUCAAUGCGUACCCUGCGUGGUUAAUAUGAAUUAUAGGAAAAAUAUCACACAACAAAUUUUAGAAGGUCAAAAACGUUACAUGUUGACUGGCAGUCUCAUAGAUGCUAUAUUAUUUUUGCAUUAUAAUUGAAUACAAACGCAUACAUUAUUAGAUUUUUCUUAUGUUAAGAAUUUAGCUUUAAGUUGUUUAUGAUCAUUUGAAAAGUACAUAAAUAAAUAUGGUUACUUUACAUCAAUAUUUAUGGUUUCCUAGUUUUAAUA
Calliphora vicina (urban bluebottle blowfly) is the source of this 2339-nucleotide messenger RNA. It is a transcript of the gene Dref, whose product is annotated as DNA replication-related element factor. Bases 115 to 2208 code for a protein of 697 amino acids. The record is from RefSeq and is a predicted model, not a curated record. Gene Ontology annotation, biological process: regulation of transcription by RNA polymerase II. Gene Ontology annotation, molecular function: DNA binding. Gene Ontology annotation, cellular component: nucleus. Lineage: Eukaryota; Metazoa; Arthropoda; Insecta; Diptera; Calliphoridae. The transcript is spliced from 7 exons.